GAUCACCUCCUCCUCCUCCCGGUUUGCGGUUUGACGGCGGAGUAGUGGCUUUAUCUCAGUUUCCGGUAGAAGAUUUCAAGACGUUAAGGUUACCGAGAGCGUUGACUGUACCUGACCGGAUAACGACUCAUAUUUCAGUCUGAGAAACCCGGGGUUCAGUUUACUGCGGAUUUCCUGCAACUCCUUCGUGAAACAGAAUGGCAGAUCAGCUGACUGAGGAACAGAUUGCAGAGUUCAAGGAGGCGUUUUCCCUCUUCGACAAAGAUGGCGAUGGCACUAUCACCACCAAGGAGCUGGGAACUGUGAUGCGUUCGCUUGGCCAAAACCCCACAGAGGCUGAGCUGCAGGACAUGAUCAAUGAGGUCGAUGCUGAUGGCAACGGUACAAUAGACUUUCCAGAGUUUCUGACCAUGAUGGCCAGGAAGAUGAAAGACACAGACAGUGAAGAGGAGAUCCGAGAAGCCUUCAGAGUCUUUGACAAGGACGGAAACGGCUACAUCAGUGCAGCUGAACUGCGUCAUGUCAUGACUAACCUCGGUGAGAAGCUGACAGACGAGGAAGUUGAUGAGAUGAUUCGAGAGGCCGACAUUGAUGGUGAUGGGCAGGUGAAUUAUGAAGAGUUUGUGCAAAUGAUGACUGCAAAGUGAAAGAUGUUUUCCAUUCUGUCUCUCUUUUACAUUGCUUGUCCUAAUAAGAUCACUCUGUCUUUAGAAAAUAAAUGAUCAGAAGUUUGCUUCAGUGAAAAAUUAAGAAUUUCAAAUUUCGCAAGACACCAACCGAAACAGAACUAAAGUGUAAUUUGUUGAGAAAAAUUGCAGAGUAGUCCCAGCAGAUGUGAAUGGACCGAGCAUAACUGCAUGAGCCAUUUCGGAGCAGACGUCUUUAUACCUGCCACAAUUUGAAGACAGUGGCGCUCUAAGUCAAAAAUGAAAUGGCAUACAUUUGUAGGGUGUGGUGAACAUUUUCUCUUCAAAAAUGAAUAAAAUAACCGAAUUAAAUGGUCAAAAUGCUGCAUUCAAUUAGAGAACAAUUGCAUGUGCCCUUUGUGGCGAAGUCAUGCUUCAACUCUAACUCUGCUGCUCUGUUCCAGUCUCAAAAUUGAAAGGUAGCACAACUGGAUGUUUAUACACGGAUACUGUAUUAUACAUCAUAAUGUGUACUUAAACAUAUUCAAAUUACGCAUCACUGAAGUUUGAUGGCUACUGAGCUGAAGUUUCAUGUUGGCCAGCAGAUAGAUUUGACAGGUUUGUCUUUAUUGAAAUGUGUGUAUGUGUGUGCGUGUUUGUGUGCGUGUGCAUGUGUGUGUGUGUGCGUGUGUGUGCUGGCUAAAAACGUUACACAGGCACUGAUGUAUAAAGUACAUGGGCUGAAGAACUGAAUCUGGGUUGACUGAUGUAACUUGUGUGACUGCUGAAAAUGUGGAGAAUAGUCAUCAAUGCUAUUUAACAGUGUUAAGCUUUUUAAAUGUAUCGUUUUCUACCGUGCUUGUCUGGUGAAUUUUGCAUCGCCUGUUGUUGUAAUAGCAUGAUGAUCUGUGUGUUUGUUUGAAUCAUUUUCAGUUUUGAGAUGUGCCAUAUACUCUUAAGCCACAGUCUUCUCUCUAAACAACUCUUAGUCACUUAGGACAUAUAUAAAACUGAUGAAUACGUACACGCCCUCUUAUAUUUGCAUUUUGGUGUUUAAAAAAAAAAAGAGGUAUGUUCAUUUACAGAUGGAGAUGUUGCCACUCCUUUAACUAGUCGUUUGUCGCUUGCUUCCGUGGGUUCGUCAGAGCUUCUUGUUCAGUCUCUAAAUCUCAUCUGCGCUUUGCUUGCAGUAUGACUGAAGGGAAGAAAAAAAAAAAAACAACAACCAGGGUCCAUUAGAGCUGGACAAAGGUGAUUUAGUUUCACUUAUACUAAGUAAUGUUGGGUUUUGGGGGUCAUUAAUAUUCCAGUGAUCUUACUGUGGGCGAUGCAGAAUUCCACUGCUCUACUCAGAGUGGUGUUUUUAAUGGUUUUUGGUCAGAUGUACAAAUGAAAGAGGAUCAAGGAUUUAACAUGUGAAAAGUGUAUGAAUAAUAUGCACUAUAUAUAUAAUAUAAAUAUAUAUAAUAUAAAUAUAAAUGUUUUCCAAUAAAAAUAAAUGUAUACUUUAUGCUUGCA
This is a messenger RNA of Ictalurus furcatus (blue catfish), 2144 nucleotides long. It is a transcript of the gene calm3a, whose product is annotated as calmodulin 3a (phosphorylase kinase, delta). The transcript is spliced from 6 exons. The record is from RefSeq and is a predicted model, not a curated record. Gene Ontology annotation, molecular function: calcium ion binding. Lineage: Eukaryota; Metazoa; Chordata; Actinopteri; Siluriformes; Ictaluridae. The coding region runs from base 198 to 647 and encodes 149 amino acids.